Fibroporia radiculosa is the source of this 339-nucleotide messenger RNA. RefSeq lists its product as uncharacterized. The record is from RefSeq and is a predicted model, not a curated record. Lineage: Eukaryota; Fungi; Basidiomycota; Agaricomycetes; Polyporales; Fibroporiaceae. The coding region runs from base 1 to 339 and encodes 112 amino acids. The transcript has a single exon.
AUGUCUUCAAAGUCGAAGCCAAAUCCGCUGCCUCUGGGUGAUACUCUUCGCGAUCUCGCACUCUUGCGGGCUUCGGAAUGUGACUUGUCCUCUCUCCUGCCUCCAAAGCCUCUCGCCUAUAUCCCGAGGGCAGAUGCGUCCUCAUCAGAAUCUGAACAGACGCAAGACAGCGUGAACGAGUCAGUGGAGAAGUCGUAUGAAUUCGCGCGGGAGGCGCGGGCGGUGAUGAAGCUGCUCCAUCGGGAAGAAGUGGUGAAACAGGGCUCUCGUCUGGAGGAUGUGAGGAGUGGAUUGGAGGAUCUUUUACGUGGUUUGGAGGACAGCAAGCGGCCGUCCUAG